AUGCAUCGCGGAACCCUUGCCUCUCACUGCCUCGGCGGCAAGAGCCGUAUCAAGGUGGUUGCGCGCUCAUGGUGUCCGCCGCGUGGUGUCGCAGCAGAAUUACGCGUCCCCUCCCUAGCAGCUUCCCGUCUGCUCAUGCGGAGUGGCAGUUGCGGGGGAGGCAGCAGCAUUGGCACCAUGCUGUCUGCGCUCACCAACCACCAGCACGGACCUGCUCAUCAGCAACUGCUGCACGAAGCACGGCGUCGGCCCUUCUUUGACUUGCCUGCUGCGAUAGUUGGAUUGGGGGAGCCGCAGCAAAUGCUGCAGCACCAUGAGUCCCAUGUGUCUAGACACCGCAAGGAAGAGUACUGGGAUGUUGUUAGAGACGUGGCGAGCUACAAAGACUUCAUUCCGUGGUGUAGCGAUAGUGGGAUAUUCCCAGGGGCUUUCGGCGGCACGUCUUGUGAGUCUCCUGAAGUUUUAAAGGCCUUAGGGCCCUUUUCGGAAGGCUCUGGGAAGGAUAUUUCAGAGGGUGUCGAUGUUUUCGACGGCUACUUGAGCGUAUCCCUAGGCUUGACGCAGGAGCGGUUCACAUCGCGAGUCUACUGUUUGCGGUGUGCAGACAGCUGGCGCAUUUGCUGCCGAGCCAUCGACUCGAACCUCUUUGAAACCCUCGUGCGUUCAGUUUCCGCAGUCACGUCUGCACCGAAAGACAGUCGGUGGCAGCCGCGUGAUGUGGCCGUGCUGCUGCGGAGGCUGGAUGUGCUGCAGCAGCAGUCCGAGACUGCAGCAGCUGCAAUGCAGGCUGCGAGCAGCAGCUGCGAGUUUGAGGCGCUAACGAGCGAUGAAUGCCGAUCUUUGCGCGUGUUGCUCUGCUGUCCGUCUGGUCUUCAAGCAGUCGGUGCGGCUUUUCUAGCCUUUGACAAUGAGCAGCAGGAGAGGCGAGCACUGCUGAGAACGCUGCGCGAUAUUUCUUAUGCGGCUUGUAUCCCUGGGAAGAGGGCGGAAUCUCUUCAAGAGAGAAAUUUGAAGGGCGCUAAGUCUGCCGCCCUUCUGCGGCGACUGUAUGACAGGUUUUUAGCGAUUAGUACCCAUGCUGGCUGCGCAGCAUCGGCCAAAGCUACACUUGCACGAGGCGACGCUACGGCUGCAGCAGGAACUGCUGCUGCAGAAACUACGCAAAAGUCUUGUCUUUUGGAGGAGGAAGCGAAGGCGCUUUGUUGA
Molecule: messenger RNA, 1206 nt
Organism: Cyclospora cayetanensis
Lineage: Eukaryota; Apicomplexa; Conoidasida; Eucoccidiorida; Eimeriidae
Exons: 4
Coding region: 1-1206 (401 amino acids)
Biological process (GO): cellular respiration; ubiquinone biosynthetic process
Molecular function (GO): ubiquinone binding
Source: RefSeq, a predicted model, not a curated record